This is a messenger RNA of Aspergillus ruber CBS 135680, 1107 nucleotides long. RefSeq names its product ketopantoate reductase family protein. Bases 1 to 1107 code for a protein of 368 amino acids. The transcript has 3 exons. Gene Ontology annotation, molecular function: 2-dehydropantoate 2-reductase activity. NCBI's taxonomy places the organism in Eukaryota, Fungi, Ascomycota, Eurotiomycetes, Eurotiales, Aspergillaceae. Gene Ontology annotation, cellular component: cytoplasm. Gene Ontology annotation, biological process: pantothenate biosynthetic process. The record is from RefSeq and is a predicted model, not a curated record.
AUGAGCCAAUCCAAGCUCAGAAUUCUCCUAAUCGGCGGUGGCGGCAUAGGCAUCGUAACAGCCUACGCCCUCGAAACCGGUGGUCUCGCCGAAGUAACCGCCAUCCUGCGCUCCAACUACGCCGUCGUCGAGAAAAACGGCUUUACGAUAGAUUCCGUGGACCAUGGCUAUAUUCAAGGCUGGAGACCGUCACAUACCAGAAACACAAUCCCAAAUAAGGAAGAGAAAAUAUUCGACUACUUAAUCCUAACCACAAAAAACAUCCCUGACAUUCCUCCAGCUCUCCCCGAUAUAAUCGCACCAGCAGUUACGCCCUCGCAUACCUCUAUAAUUCUCAUCCAGAACGGUGUUAACAUCGAACACCCAUUUCGGGAACGAUUUCCCACGAACCCGAUUAUCUCUGGUGUUUCAUUCACCAGUGCUACAGAAGUCAAGCCCGGGUUUAUCAGACACGAUGAUUAUGAUCGCGUGCGAUUAGGCCCUUUCCCUCACCCUCGUAACCAGGAUCCCAGUGAUAGUGAGCUAUCCGCAAAAGCAACAACAGCAACCCAAACCUUCAUAACCGCCUACAACCCCAACGCCAACAUCAACACCAACAACUGUACCAUCGACGUCCAAUUCGACAUUGAUGUCCCGGCAACCUGCUGGCGGAAGCUCAUCUACAACGCUUCCUUCAACCCCAUCUCUGCGAUCCUGCGGAUGGAUAUCACCCGGAUGCGCGUUUACGAGCAUGUCAUUGAUGAGCUCGUGAAGCCGGCUAUGAGGGAGGUUGUUGCUGUUGCGGGGGCUUUGGGGAUUAGGGUUGUUAGUCGUGGGGAAGAUGAGGAGGGGGUUAUUGGGCAGGCAAUUAGGUGUGAUCCGCCAGAGGCGUUUUUUAGGCCAAGUAUGUGUCAAGAUGUUGAGAAGGGUAAUUAUAUGGAAAUCGAGAAUAUUGUUGGAGAGCCGCUACGGGAGGGGGAGAAGUUGGGUGUUCCCACGCCGACGUUGAGGACGAUUUAUGCUAUUUUGAAGGGGUUGCAGAUGAAGGUUAAAGAGCAGAGGGGAUUUGUAGAACCCAAGUUUAAUGAGAAGAGUCAAUAUGCUGGGAAGUCUGAGUCUAUGGCAUAG